UUCCCUGAGGUCAGUGAUUGUUUACUUCACAACAUUGCUACGCUCACUCAACAGCUUCCACCACCGAUCUAUCCACCGGAACCCCAGCCCACCACCCCUCCACCCAACCAAUGGAUCCGUCCGGCACCGGCGCCUCGCGUCGGAAGGCGGAGCAGUGCUUGAGCGUGGCCGAGAAGCUCCUGGUGGCGCGCGACCUCGAAGGGUGUAAGCAGUUUGCCACGCAGGCCCUAGCCGCCGAUCCCAACACCCCGGGCGCCGACGACCUCCACGCCGCCGCCGCCGCCCUCCUGGCAGCCCAGCGCCACCGCCUCCCCAGCGGUCGGCCCGAUCCCUACGGCGUCCUCGGCAUCGACCCCGCAAAUCCCGCAUCGCGCCGCCCGGAGGCCAUCCACUCACACUACCGCCGCCUCUCCUUCCUCCUCAGUCGCUCCCGCCCCGACCGCCCCUGCUCGCUUGCCUUCGCCGAAGCCGCCCGCCUCGUCGCCGAUGCCUGGGCUUUCCUCUCUGAUCCCGUUCUUAAAUCCGCCCUCGACGCGGAGCUCCACACCGCCGCCGCAGCUCGCGCAUACCACUCUCCUGCUCCAAAUCUACCGCAGCCGCACUCGCAGCCACCUCUGCCUGCACGGCCAACUCCACCGGCAGCUACUCCCUCUCCACGCCAAACUCCACCGGCGGCUAUUUUCUCUCCACGCCCAACUCCGCCGGUCGCUGCUGCCUCCCCGUGGCCGACUCCGCCGCCGGUUUCUACCCCUCCGCGGCCGACACCGCCGCCUGUUUCUCCCCCUCCGCGUCCGACACCGCCGCCGAUUUCUCCCCCUCCGCGUCGAACGCCGCCGCUGGUUGCUUCCCCUUCACGGGCAACUCGGCGGCCUGUUGCUCCCCAAACACGGUCAGCACCGCUGCCGGCUGCUCCAUCUCCCGUUGCACGGCCUACUCCGCAACCACCGGUUGCUUCCCAAACACAGCCAAAUCUGCCGCUGCCGCCUGCUCCACAAACGCCGAUCCCCGCAACGGUCCCAGCAGUGCUGUCAGGUGCGGCACCUUCGUCGACUUUCUGGACAGUGUGCUCGGCUUGCUGCCACAUUCACCAGUACGACCACCAAUACGAGACACGCAAGCUGCGGUGCCGUAGCUGCUGCCAGACAUUUGUAGCUGAGGCAAUGGCCGAGCCACCACCUAUUGUGCCGGGCACUGACAUGUAUUACUGCACCUGGGGUUUCUUCCCCGUUGGGUUCCCUGGGUGUCCUGGCUUUGAAAGAAUGGCCAAUUCACAGCCACGGGGACCAGAUCAGCUGAAUGCGCCAUGGCUUGGAGGCACCGAUGGUAUGAAAGGUAAGACUCGGGAUAAUGCUGAGAAUGGGGUGCCACCAGUUAGUGCCCCAGAAGUAGAGGUACCAGCUGUGACGCCGCCUGCGAAGCCAAUGAGAGUGAAGGUGGGUGCAAAGAAGCGCGGUCGCCCCAAGGGUAGUAAGAAUAAGAAGAAAUUGUGAAUGCUAAUGAUGAAGAGGAUGGUUAUGAUCAUUGAUCAGAUUGAUUAGUUGGGAUAUGCAUUCAAUCACAUUGCCAUUUAGAUCAACCGAAGCAGGUUCAAUUAUCACUUUCUAUUGGCAGGAUCUUUCAUGAGCAUGGCAAUCUUAUUGAUGGAAGAAUUCUUUCUUUUCUAGAUAAUGUUAAUCUCUGGUUCUUGCCACAUUGCCUUACUUGCUAUUAUGCUUUAGCUGUCAGCCGUUGUUGAUCUAGAGACAGCUGAGUUGAUCUAAAAUGAUAGGUGAAUGCGGCUGGAUACUGUUUAUUGCACAUUUGAGUUUGGUGCUAUUGUAAACUGUGCUCUGUGAUGGAAUGCUGCAUUAACUGAAAUGGUCUAAAGUGCUGUUCAUUUAAUGUAAAUUCUGCUCAUGACAAUUUGCUGGUACAAGAAGUUUGCAGUUUGCCUGUC
This is a messenger RNA of Setaria italica (foxtail millet), 1936 nucleotides long. RefSeq names its product proline-rich extensin-like protein EPR1. The coding region runs from base 111 to 1490 and encodes 459 amino acids. The transcript has a single exon. Lineage: Eukaryota; Viridiplantae; Streptophyta; Magnoliopsida; Poales; Poaceae. The record is from RefSeq and is a predicted model, not a curated record.